CCUGUUGUCGCUGUGUGGAGUGGACCCUUGUAACGGUGUGUGGAGCUAACGGGAAGACUGUCUGGAUUAUUGAUACAGUAACUGAUCAAACAGCAGCAGGAUGACCAGCGCAGCUGUGUAUCCCCCUCCCUCCGCCCCUGCGGCCAACAUGUUUGGAAAUGUGCCCGGCUACGAAGGCACUGUGGCAGGAGGAGGAGGUUACCUGCCCCCUCCUAUGCCCAUGGAGCCCGUAGCCCCGCCCCAACCUGGCCCUGUACCUGAGAACUGGAACAUCCCCACUCUGUCAGAGGAUGUGGCUCGUGAGGCUUUCAAGAGCUUUGUGAAUUCUCAGUGUUGCUACAGUGAAAGUCCUGCCAAAGAUGGAGUCAUCACCAACAUGGAGCCGUUCAACACCUACAGGUAUCGACUGGAGACGUUCACUGAGUCCAGGUCAACUGAGUGGGCCCACAAACCUCACGAAGGUGAGCCGGCUGACUUCUACACCCAGACUGCCCCCCGGCCCUGGGAGAUCCAGGCCACCAAGACUCCCAGCCUCUUUAUUAAUCUCACAGAGGAGAUCCGCGUGCCCUACACCUCCUCCAUCCGGGAGUGCUUCACCUGCCAUGCCACGGGGUUGAUGCCGUGCGAUGAGUGCCAGGGAAAUGGAAAACCAUGCUGGGUGUGUAACGGCACAGGAAUGAGGGAUAAUGAGAGCUGCUCUCGCUGCAACGCUACAGGCAAAGACAACUGUAACAAGUGUGAUAAUCGGGGAACGAAGGAGUGUGAGACCUGUGAAGGAAAGCGACAGCUGCUGACCUACAUCAAGCUCAAAGUGGAGUGGACUAACAAUGUGGAGGACCACGUGAUCGAGCAGAACUCUGGUCUGAAGGUCGAUGAUCUUCGCUCAGUGAGCGGGAAGGAGCUGUUCAAGAACAACCAGUACCUGCUUUACCCACUGAUCGGCUUCCCAAACCCAGCCAUCUCUGAGGCCUCUGACCGUCUGAUCAGAGAACACCAAAGCAAGUACGCCCAGAACUCCAGGAUCCUGCAGCAGAGGCAGACGGUGGAGUUGAUCCCCAUCACCAAGGUCAACUACAAGUGGAAAGACGACUCCCACGUCUACUACGUCUACGGCAACGAGAACCAAGUCAGCGCCGACAAUUACCCAGCAACCUGCUGCUGUGUCAUCCUGUAGACACACACACACACACACACACACAGACACACACACACACACACCGUCUCAAACUACCAUUUUCUCUUUUUUUAUUUUAUUUUUUUUUAAUCCAUGCCCUCCCUCCAGGACAACUUUUAACCAGUCACUGCACAGAUCUGUCUGGUGGUGCUCACUGGGAUCCCAAAGUAGUCAGGUCCCAGUGUUGUGGAGAAAUCUGUAUGUUAUAUGAACAAUAACACACACACAUUUAUUCGCUGUGAUGAAAACUGAAUUUAGAAAAUUGCCUGAAAUGAAUGCCGAACUGAAACUUCACAACAAAAGGGAGAGUAACAACUUCUCAGUGCUGACAUUAAUAUUUGAUUAGUAAGUGCUCCACACUAACGAAACACUCCUGGAGGGAUUCAUCUGUUUCUCUCUGUGUUUCCAGAACUGUCCGUUCCAUUCAGACUCUACCUCCUUUUAGGACGCCGUGAUGCGCCACCAGGUGUCCUGAUGAGACAAAAUAAUAACCUUCAUAUCAACAAUUAUACUUUAACUAGACAAAUCUUUCACAAGAGGAGAACUGAAUUGCUGGUAUCCAAAUUUAAGACUGAAAUAUUAUAGUUAAAUUGACCGUCUGUAUCUGAUUAUUGUCUCAGUGUGGACACCUGUGUCGGCCGUCAUGUCUCUGACACCAUGACCACUUACCAAAGAUAUUCUUCUGUUACAGUUUACUGAAAACACAUGCCAGUAUGUGCCAUUUAAUGUCCUCAGUAUUGCAUGGAAACCUCAUAUCUCCAAAUUAUAGCUUUUUUUGAGAGCAAGCAGGAGUUUUAAUUUCUCCAGAUGUGAACAGAUCAGAUUCAUGAUAUUGUAAGGGAGCUUUCACAUCAGGGACCAGGCCCAGAUCUGAGUACGCUUGACCCCAAAGUCCAGUUUGUUUGACUAGUGUGAACACUUUGUACUGUGUUUGUACUUUGUACUACUAUUCAAUGUGACUGCAAGGUGAUUUAACAAGUUAGGAAACAGUCUCAGUUUAAUACUGAUGCCUUAAGGCAGCCCAUUGCUGACAGACCUGGAUCUUCAACCUGCAGUUGGAGCUCUGGAAGGAAGCGGAGAGCUCCAGUGCCUGACAGCAGCUGCUCUACCUCCAUGUGGGAACAGAGAUUUGCCUCGCUAGUCCACAUUUGACAGUCCUUGAGGCAGCAGUGCCUGUCUGCUGCAACCUUUUCUACGCUGUAGCAUAGCAAAAAUGUCACGUAAUGGCACUUGUGCUCAUAUAUUGCCUUACAAGGUGACCUGUACAGGGUGCCACCCGCUACUCAGUUAAACAUUUACAUGCACUCACACACUGGUGCUCUUACUUACGCAAUUUGGGAAUCAGUGUCUUGCCCAAGGAUGCUUUGACGUGCAGCUUAUAGCAGCUGGGGAUUGAACGGCCAACUUUCCAACUAGUGGAUGACCCACUCUACCUCCUGAGCCACUGCCGCCCCGCAGGUGAUGACUCUGCAAGUGUAGUCAGGUACAAAACAUUACUAAUGUGAACGCUGAGCAGCAAGGGAGUGGGUGGGGAGGGAAAUCAAACUCGGGGAUAGUUUGAAUCAAUUGUAGCGCGUAUGAAAACGCCCUGAAAAGCCAGUCACAUGUGGAGGGCAAUUAAAAAAGGAGAUAUGAAGUUUUCAUCUCACUGAGGUUACAUUUAUGAUGAGUGCUGUGUGAUAUUGCAUUUGUGUGCGAUCAGGUGACCGGGGGGGGGGGGGUGUGACCUGCAGCUCCGUGUGGGAAGCAGAAACACAGUUCAAUAACAAAAGAAUGUGGUUCACCUGGUUUCUACCUGAGCUCUUCUCUCUGUGGUUUAAUGUUACAUGAAGGUAGAAACCACUCCAGUGUUUAAACUGCUGAGAUCAGACGCUUCAACACAAACAUAACAAGGCUGUUGUGACUCCAGUAACAAAAGCCUUUGUUUGUCUGAAGGAUGGGUCACACCAGGAAGUGUUGAAGCAAAAUUCGUCCCUGUCUUCGCUAAAUGUUUUGGUCUAGAAGCUCGGUGAUGUACUGACUGCUUACAGGAUGAGCUGGUGAACCACUGUAGCUGCAUGGCAAGCUAACUACUAACACGCCAGUGCUGAUCAGACACAAUAAUGCUUCUUUCUAUCUCUCUGUACUGGAUGUUUUUUCUCUUGGAUUUUGUCCUCGGGAUUGUAAAUCAUUUCUUUCAUUAAAGAGCUGUUGUUAGCGAGUUAGUUAGCUCAGUUGCUAACAGGACAAUAAACUCAAACAGUUUAAAAAGUGACCAAGGGAGCAGGUUUCACCUCAACAUUAGGAGGGACACAUAUUAAGCAGAGAGUAUGGGGGUUCUCCCUCAGGAAAUUUUGACCAUCAACAUUUUAUUUUCUGCAUUCUGGUGAUUUUUAUGCACCAAUUUAUGGUGUAAAUGUCUUUAUUAAUGUAAAAAAAAUCAGGCUCUACAUAACAGUUCAAAAUAUAUAAAUAGACGAAGAAAUUUAAUGUAGUGAGGCUCUUAGGCAUCGGUAUUGCUUUCAAAUAUGUCUGCUCUUGUAGAUCAACUUCUAAUUUAACAUAGUCCCUGUUGAGUCACCACACAUGUUGGCAGAGUUUACAUUUCUGUCCAGUGUCUCUCAGUUGGGAAAGUAAAAUGUGCACAUGACACCUUUUCACAUCAGUGAGAAAUGAAUUCAUAACAAUUAUAAACCCCUGAACUUUAAUAGUUUAUGUGUUACAGAGAUAUUUAUGCUCAUGUCAAAAGUUCCUGCACAUUCAAAACACAUCCCACGUAUUUGUGUUCUCUGAGAACUCAAGAAAAAAAGUUGUGAUACUAUGAAAAUACAAUAUUAUAUAAUAUAUUAUAACAUGAUAUGAUAUAAUAUAAUAUAAUGUAAUAAACUGCAAUUUAGCCAUAAUAAAGCCAAAAUGUUUCAAGAAAAAAGAAUCUACCUGCCCUAUCGUCCGCUGUGUAUUACGUUAUUGCUCUGCUGAUAGUAUCCCCAUUUGAGAGGCAAAGUUUAAGCCAUCGUCCGCUGCUCCUCAUCAGAGGAGAAAUAUUGAAACUACCUGAAACAUUUCUCAUCAGGCUGAAUCAGUACAAGGCAUGAUUUGUCCCAUGUUGUCAUGCACAGAGCUGUUACAAUGACAAUACUCCAAACAAGUUCACUCAAAUAUCGUUAGGGACAUUUCUGUCCUCCUAAGAUAUUGGUAGGGACACGUCCCUUUCGUCCAUAUGCAAACCUCUGCCCUUAGUUCACAAUAGCAUUUUAGCACUGUUGCAGAAAUAAUCUCCGUCCACAGUAACACACCUGAGAACGCCUAUUACAUGGUCAUUUACAUAUACUGGGCAUGUGCAUAACAAUGUAAACAGGAACUGGCGGAACUGUAAAUGAAAGUAACAUAUGAGUAUAAGGUGGUCUAGGUGGUCAGUGAUUAUAUCUGGGUGGCUGUGCCCCCCCUGGCCACCCCUUGGUGGCACCACUGACAGUGUGAAGUGUCACAAGAAGCAUUAAAUAAACUAAAGUUUGUCACAUUCAGCCAUUAAAGAAAUGGCAAAGAAAACUCUGAUAUUUUAAGAAGCAAUUACAUCAUAAUACUAUUAUAAAUAUUAAGCUUCGCCAAGCGUUUAAUGUUUCCUGUCCUGUGUGAGGUCCAUAAAAGCCUUUAAGACUGUUUCUCUGUCGCUUUGACUCUCAGCCAAUCAGCUCUUAUUCUGUGAAGCUGCCUCGCUAAAGGGCAUUUUUUGUAAGAAACUUUACUGAGCCGACAAUUGAAAUAUCCACGCAGCAACCCGAAACAUGUAUCUCCAAUGCUUGUGAUUACUUUAUACCUUUCAAUGAGCUAUGAUCAUUUUUUACAACUUUUAGCCUCGACUAAAGUCUAGUCAAACUCUUUGGUGCUUUCACAAAAUGCUGUUCUGCUCUGUUAGACCUUAAAUAGUUUUGGUGAUGUAUGUUUUCCACCUGAUAACAGCUGUAUCAUAAAGCAACUGUCAGAUCUCAGUACAGUGUUUGAGACUUGCAACUGCACCAGAAAUACAAAAAAAAGGUUUGUACAUAACUGCAACAUCGUCAUAGCAACUAAUUCAAAACCCCUCAUGAUCCGCGUGGAUCAGAAGACAUAAAUGUAUUCAUUAAAAACACAAAUACAGAUUGAAAUGUGUCAGAGUCUUGCUCUGGUCCUCUUGAAUAUAUUAAUAUAAAGGUUGUUGAUGAAAAAGAAAAUAUUUUUUAUUUUGACAAAAUUGCAAAAAAAAAAAAAAAAAAAUGCUGGAAAGAUUAACUUGAAUUUACCAUUGAACAUAAGAUGACAUCAACAUUUAACGUCAGAACACAAAUACACAGCCUGCCCCUUUAAACGGCCCUCCUGCAGUACAGCAGACCUCCUAUAGAGGGCGCUCUCUGUGUGAGUAACAUACUCUGCUGACUGCCUUCAGUUUAACCAGUUUACCUGUGACAUAAAGGACAAAGCCACUUCAGGUUUACAGGUUUUAUUGUGUAAAUGGCCAUAUAUUUUUCAUAUAUUUAUAUUUAUGUAACCACAUAUAUUAGCUGAUUUAAAUAUUCCUUCCAUUCUGCAUUUGAUAAUAUCUAUGCUGCUUAUUGUUUAUCUUUGGUGGUUGAUUCUUUAAGCUGUUUUUUCUGUUGUCUGCGCAACACUUCUCAGCAGUCUGUAAAUUUUCAGAGUGUUCAUGAGCUCCACGUUAAAGUGACUCUGGCUGCGUCCGAAAUUCCGUCCUAACGUGCUAUUUAGUGUUGUUUGAAACCUUAGUACACAAAUUGCAUCUGAUUUCUGAUUUCCACCCACCCAUACCUGUAAAGCUCAGUACCAGAACCGACCCGUCAUUAAGUCUAAGUCAAAGCCACACCCACCCACACCCGUUAAUAAAAGUCCUGUGACCUGACCAACACCCAUGAUUAAACACACAGAGGCUACAGUCCCUCAUAUUAAGCUAAGUCCUCUGUUCUUGAAUUACAAAUGCAGUGGAGGAGAAGUCUCUUUCACUGGCUGCAGUCAUUGCUGGGAUGGUGACAUUUAGUGCAAUCACUGCAGGUUAGGAAACAUUUUAGCAUGCUCGUCCCACCACCACCAUAAAACCUCAAAAGGAUCAUCCUUGGGUGUCUUGAACUUGAUGUAGGUUGUCAACUCAACUUCAGGCUGCAAAGUUUCACCACUUGAGUCCUCCAUGUUUGUGACGAAUGUGAAGACAAGGUCAAAGGUUCAACUCGUGUCACUGAUGAUGAAAAUAAAAGGAAUUGCAGCUUGAUAAUAAUAGUGGGUUAGAUGCCGGGUAUCUAACUGCGCCCGGGGGCGUCAGGGGGAAACAGCGUGACAAGGACAAAAGUCUAGGCGGUGAAAGUCCAACUGUGGUGGGCGGGAGAGGUGGUGAAUGUGUCCAACAAACACUGACUUUCGCCCAAGAAAGCGGUGUUCAUGUCCUGUAAGAUUCUAAAGCCAAACCUUGUUCUUUUUUCCCAAACCCAACCACACGUGUUUGUUGUUGAAGGGAAAAAAAAACGUCAAUUUGGGGUGUUGUACCAACGUAGUGCGUUUAUUUUGAAAGAGACUGUAUGUAAACAGUCAGUUUCCUGUGAAAACGGAAGUGUAUUUUGAAAGAAAACAAUGCAUGUAACAGGCAGAACUUGACAUGGCGUCCAGGAACGUUAACAACCAAAGCACCCAGGGUACCUUGCGCGUCGUAUUGGGACGUGGAAGUCCAUGACCAAUUAUCAGUAGAUGACAGUGUUCAUAACAGAUGAUGGUGGACAGUCACCAAAACACCUCUGUACCGUCAAUAUCACUUAAAUUUAAAUGUGAGAUUGCACUUUGCCAAGCGAAAUAUAUUUUUAAAUCAUCAUUUUAAAUUGCUGGUAGAGCUGAAGUCGGCAUGGGUUACCACGGUAACGAGACGGCAAGGCUCACAGGAAGUGACGUGGUUAUUACGGCUCAGUGCUUCCAAAAAGACACAUACUACUGUUUAUGUACACAAAAGUAUAUUAAAGGCUUGUAGGCUACACAUACUGAGUAUGUCGUGCGUAGCGUGUGGUUUCGGAUGCAGUGUCUGCUUUUUAUUGUCUCAAAGUAAAGUGUUGCUGCUGGAAAGUGAUGAAGCUUUGAUGAAUGCUCCUUUAUCUGCAAUGGAAAUGCCUUAAAACAACACUGUGACUAACAAACAUCUCUGCUACUAACCUGAUGGACCUGAUACUGUUAUUACUCUGCUAGUACUCAGUAAUACUCUGUUACAGUAGAUUAUUCAUCACAUGUUCCUGUUAAAGAUGGAAAUAAACUCAGAGACUCA
Epinephelus fuscoguttatus (brown-marbled grouper) is the source of this 7439-nucleotide messenger RNA. Its product is annotated as protein SSUH2 homolog. The record is from RefSeq and is a predicted model, not a curated record. The transcript has 12 exons. Bases 101 to 1174 code for a protein of 357 amino acids. NCBI's taxonomy places the organism in Eukaryota, Metazoa, Chordata, Actinopteri, Perciformes, Serranidae.